AUGGCACGCACCGAGGACAGCACUCAGGACUUGCUCCAAGCUCAUCUUCAGCUCUGGCACGACUCCCUCGGCUACAUCAGGUCACUUGUGCUGGCCGUUGCCUUGGACCUAGGCAUCGCCGACGCCAUCCACCACCAUGGCGGCAGCGCCACCCUUCCCCAGAUACUCGCCAAGAUUGAUCUCAACCAGAGUAAGCUCCCCGUCCUGCGUCGCCUCAUGAACACGCUCACCGUCUCAGGCACCUUUAGCAUCCAGCAUCCAGCUGCAUCGUCUGCAGGUGGGUGCGAAGCUGUCUACAGGCUAACGGCAGCCUCUCGCCUCCUCCUCAGCGACGAGAGCUCGACGAGCUUGACGCCUCAUCUGAGCAUGAUGCUCGGUCCUUUGCUAGCAUCCCCGCUCGGCACGGUCGUGAGCACAUUGCUCCGACAGGAUGCGCCGCCGGAUCUAUCGGCGCUCGGUCUGGCGCAAGGAGAAACCAUCUGGGAUGUGUCUGACAGCGACGCUGUUCUCAUCAACGAGUCACUACACGACGCCAUGGCCUCAGACACCCGCUUCCUUAUGCCAAUUGUCCUGAAGGAGUGCAGCGAGGUCUUUCAUGGGAUAAACUCGCUAGUGGACGUCGGCGGCGGACCAUCUGGGAGUGCUGCCACCGCCAUCGCGGCGGCAUUCCCGCAUUUGAAGUGCAGCGUGCUGGAUCUCCCUCACGUUGUUGCCCAAGCUCCAUCUGAUGGCAACGUGCAGUUCAACGCGGGUGACAUGUUCCAGAGUAUACCACCGGCAAAUGCUGUUUUCCUCAAGUGGAUUUUGCAUGACUGGGACAAUGAGGAGUGCAUCAAGAUAUUGAAAAAUUGCAAGCAAGCCAUCCCUCCACGGGAUGCUGGAGGAAAGGUAAUAAUAAUAGAUAUGGUUGUUGGAUCAGGGCCGUCGGACGUCAAGCACAAAGAGACACAAGUUUUGUUUGAUAUCUUAAUGAUGGCGUUCAAUGGAGUUGAACGAGAUGAGCAAGAAUGGAAGAAGAUUUUCUUCGAAGCUGGAUUUAAGGACUAUAAAAUUAUACCAGUCCUUGGUGUCCGAUCUAUUAUUGAGGUCUAUCCGUGAAAGCUUGUUGAACAAGGCCGUCCAGGAAUAAUAGCAUGGUCAAAGUAUUAGAUGUCGUAAAUGCUUGGGUUUGUAACCCGAUUAAGUACGUUUUAUUGUGGGGGAAAUGUGUCGUAGGUACAAUAACUUGCACGACAAA
This is a messenger RNA of Phragmites australis (common reed), 1237 nucleotides long. Its product is annotated as 5-pentadecatrienyl resorcinol O-methyltransferase-like. The coding region runs from base 1 to 1098 and encodes 365 amino acids. NCBI's taxonomy places the organism in Eukaryota, Viridiplantae, Streptophyta, Magnoliopsida, Poales, Poaceae. The transcript is spliced from 2 exons. Gene Ontology annotation, molecular function: O-methyltransferase activity; S-adenosylmethionine-dependent methyltransferase activity; protein dimerization activity. The record is from RefSeq and is a predicted model, not a curated record. Gene Ontology annotation, biological process: methylation.